AUGGAUAAAACUUUAGGAAAAAUUGUCCUAAUCACCGGAGCCAGUUCGGGCAUAGGCGCAGCUGCUGCAGUCUAUUUUGCACAGCAAGGAGCUUUACUAGCGUUGGUCGGUCGAAAUGCUGAGAGAGCCGAAAGUGUCGCUGCAAAAAUUCGAGAUAGUGGUGUUGAGGUUGAACCGUUAGUGAUUUUGGCAGAUAUUACGAUUGAUUCGGAGCGUAUCAUAAAUGAAACAAUCAAAAAGUAUGGCCGUUUGGAUGUUUUGAUCAAUAAUGCUGCUUUUGGAGUUCCGGGCUCAAUUGAGACUACCCGUAUCGAGGAUUACGACGCCAUUUUUGCAACAAAUGUUCGUGGCACUUUUCUACUCACUCAACUGGCAGUUCCACACUUGCUGGCAUCCAAAGGCAAUAUCGUCAACGUGUCAUCUGUUUGUGGAAU
Messenger RNA from Sitodiplosis mosellana (orange wheat blossom midge), 434 nucleotides. RefSeq lists its product as uncharacterized. The annotation marks the transcript as partial. The transcript has 2 exons. Lineage: Eukaryota; Metazoa; Arthropoda; Insecta; Diptera; Cecidomyiidae. The record is from RefSeq and is a predicted model, not a curated record.